Thrips palmi is the source of this 1627-nucleotide messenger RNA. RefSeq names its product elongation of very long chain fatty acids protein 7-like. NCBI's taxonomy places the organism in Eukaryota, Metazoa, Arthropoda, Insecta, Thysanoptera, Thripidae. Gene Ontology annotation, cellular component: endoplasmic reticulum membrane. Gene Ontology annotation, biological process: fatty acid elongation, monounsaturated fatty acid; very long-chain fatty acid biosynthetic process; fatty acid elongation, saturated fatty acid. The transcript has 8 exons. Gene Ontology annotation, molecular function: fatty acid elongase activity. The coding region runs from base 97 to 1023 and encodes 308 amino acids. The record is from RefSeq and is a predicted model, not a curated record.
CCGGCCCAGGACGACGCCGAUCGCCGCGACAGUCGCACGGACGCCCCGGGCUCCAGUCCCCGCCAAGCACGGCCCAGUCCGGGCGGUCCACGCAACAUGGCGCUGCUCCUGAGGAGGGCGCACGAGCUCUACAGGCACGUCUUCGACGAGCUGAGCGACCCGCGCACGUCGGAGUGGUUCAUGGUGGGCGGGCCGGCCAAUGUGGCCCUGCUCUUGACCGCCUACCUGUACUUCGUGCUCAGCCUGGGGCCGCGCCUCAUGGAGCACCGCAAGCCCUUCAACCUGGACAAGAUCAUGAUCGUGUACAACGCCCUGCAGGUGGUGGCGAGCUUACAUGUCGUCAGGGAGGCCCUGAUCCUCUAUUUCUACGACGGAUACAGCCUUUUGUGUCAACCUGUGGACCACGGAACCAGCGAAUCAGCCAUGCGAGCUGCCGCCGGCUUCUGGUUCUACUACAUGCUUAAAAUAGUGGAUCUCCUCGACACGGUAUUCUUCGUGCUGCGCAAAAAGUCGCGCCAAAUCAGCUUCCUCCACGUGUACCACCACACUGGCAUGAUAUUGAUCGGCUACAACUCCACCAAGUUCCUGCCAGGGGGCCAUGGGGUGUUCGUCGGCUUGGCCAACUCCAUUGUGCACGCCUUCCUGUACAGUCACUACCUCAUCUCCAUCCUCUACCCCAAGUACGCCAGGAACGGCUGGUACAAGAAGCACCUCACCCAGAUGCAAAUGGUUCAGUUUGCUAUGAUCGUGGUGCACUACACGCAGAUUCUGUUCAUGCCCGGAUGCGCCUACCCCAAGUUCACCAUCGCCGUCAUCGUGCCCCAGAACCUCUUCCUGGGGCUGCUGUUCUACGACUUCUACCGUCGCACCUACUUCCCCAAGGACGCGAAGAAGAGACCCGAGACCGCUGUGACCGAGAAGACGGACUCGAGGGCGGCCAGCGCGGAGGUGGCCGCCGCUCUCAGCUCCGCCAAGGAGGCCGUGUCGCCGGACGCCAGCCAGGCGGACCGGCGGGCCGGCUAGGCCGCGGAGCCGAAGCAGCUGGAAACCGACUUGACAUUGUUUUGGACGCUUGUCGGCGAGCCGGGUCUGUGGCGCAGGACGCGCCGGGGCACUGGCGCACCUCCCUGGUGACCCUGGCGACCCUGGCCAGCUGCGGCACUCCGGCUGGCUUCACAGUGCGCCAUGCUGCCCACAGCAGUGGCUCUCCGAACAGCUCGUGGAGGCGGCAGCCAAGGCCUGCCAAAUCGGCCCAGUUUACACCCCCGUGUUGUCGGGGUCGGGGGUGUUUUCGACCCUGUCGACAGUGGCUGCAUGAAGGAGGAGCGAGAAGCAACAGCGGCAUUUCGAGAUCCAGGAAUGUGCACGGUCGUGCGGACGUGAAUCGUGUCGCGUUCGUUCGAUUUCAGUAUCACGUCCGUUCUAAUGCCGAUUCCGGGCUUGAGCUACGUCUGAUUCCCAUUUCAUCGAACGUGACGUCACAUUCCUGGAUUGCUGGUGGGGCUACUACUAGUGCAACACAUGUGUAUACGUGGCGAGGACUGUAUCGUUGGAGAAGCUCUCAUUUCUCAUAUUGUGAAUAUAUUGUAAUGCGUGUGAAUUAAAAUGACCGCUUUUUGUACCUGUG